UGUGUCUACUGUGUCAGGCCACUUUUGGGCAGAAAGGAGUUUUCUGUAGGAGAACAUUGCUGAGUGCAUGUCUGGGGAUGUCACUUGCAACUGGAUGACUUGACAAUGCUGCAAUGCCAGAAUGAGAGAUGAGGUGAAGCCUGGAAUUAUUUUCAUGGAGUUAGCAAGCAGCGUUGAGCUUGAAGGAUGUUUCAGUUCAUAUACGUGAUGAACUUUAUUUAAGUGUAGAGAUGCCCUUAUUCAUUGUGGAGAUGAGUUGCAGCCUGAUUGGCUGGCUCUUUCUGUACUUGUUGCUGUGUCAUUUAAAUAGUGAGAGAGAUAAGGAGUGGAACUGCAGACUGGUAACUCUGCUCCAUGGCAUCCUGAUUGUAUGUGUGACUGCCUAUAUUGGGUUCAUUGCUGGGCCAUGGCCGUUCACACACCCAGGUACUGAAAACACAUCUCUCCAGAUCCUGGCUCUGGUCCUCAGCCUGGGAUACUUCCUCUUUGACAUGGCUUGGUGUGUGUACUUCCGCACGGAGGGUCCAGUGAUGCUGGCCCACCACACCAUGAGCAUCCUUGGGAUCCUGCUUGCUCUGGGAUUGGGCGAAUCAGGCAUCGAGACCUGUGCAGUUCUCUUCGGCAGUGAGAUUACCAACCCGCUCUUGCAGGCCCGCUGGUUUCUGAAGCGUAUGGGCCUCUAUGACAGUUUAGCUGGAGAUGUGGUGGACCUGCUCUUCAUUGUUCUGUUUGCCUCGGUGAGGAUCUGUGUUGGGAGCAGAAUGCUGUACUGUGAAUUAACCUCUCCAAAGCCAUCACUAAUCAUGAAAGUAGGUGGGGUGGCUAUUUACUCCCUGUCAUGGAUCUUCAUGGUAGACAUUGCACGCUUUGCCUGCCGGAAAACUCAAGCCAAAUACAGGCGAUGGAAAGAACAGCACAAAUUUGAUGAUACCAAUGGACAUGCUUCUAAAGUGCAAUAGAUAAUUCUGCAUUUGGGCUGAAACAUUUUGUAUAACUGAUUUAUGUGUAGUAGGUAGACCUUAUUAACACAAAACCAAACCACAGUGCACAAAAAACAACUGUACAGAAACAUACACAUUUUGGUUAACACUUUACAACAAGAUUGAUUUAUUAACAUAUGUUAAUGCAUUAGGCAGGGCCUAAUGAUACAAUCUUGUGGGACACUUGUAUGUUUAGGGGGGCAAUGUUGACAGUUUCAAGGUCAGUCUGUGGGGCAGAAUCAGAAGAAUCGGUAAAUGUUUAGAAGUAGUAAGUGCAUUAAAAGUUAGUUCAUGUUAACAAAUGUAUUUAUUUAAUGUUAACAAAUAAAACCUACCUGUAAAGUGCUAAAGUGCUGAUUUUAGUGUUUCUAGAUUUGUCCAGCCAAUAUUUUA
Xyrauchen texanus (razorback sucker) is the source of this 1373-nucleotide messenger RNA. RefSeq names its product TLC domain-containing protein 5. Gene Ontology annotation, cellular component: membrane. The record is from RefSeq and is a predicted model, not a curated record. Bases 231 to 959 code for a protein of 242 amino acids. Lineage: Eukaryota; Metazoa; Chordata; Actinopteri; Cypriniformes; Catostomidae. The transcript has 3 exons.